AUGCUUCUACGGGGAUUCCUCUCAAAACAAUUCCAAGAAACGCGCACGUUUACGCUUGGAGUGCCAGAGAUGAUGUGUGCGGACAAUUCAUGUGCAGUAGUACUGAUCACAAUGGGAGUGCUGCUUGGCCGUAUGACUCCAGUACAGUUCCUGCUGCUUGCGUUUUUCGAGACCAGUUUAUCAGUCCUUGUUGAUCAUGUUAUCGUCAAUAUCCUACAU
Messenger RNA from Ostertagia ostertagi, 219 nucleotides. The record is from the annotation of a GenBank genome assembly. NCBI's taxonomy places the organism in Eukaryota, Metazoa, Nematoda, Chromadorea, Rhabditida, Trichostrongylidae.